Molecule: messenger RNA, 4173 nt
Organism: Micropterus dolomieu (smallmouth bass)
Lineage: Eukaryota; Metazoa; Chordata; Actinopteri; Centrarchiformes; Centrarchidae
Gene: tmtc2b
Product: transmembrane O-mannosyltransferase targeting cadherins 2b
Exons: 11
Coding region: 103-1896 (597 amino acids)
Biological process (GO): protein O-linked glycosylation via mannose
Cellular component (GO): endoplasmic reticulum membrane
Molecular function (GO): mannosyltransferase activity; protein binding
Source: RefSeq, a predicted model, not a curated record
GUUUCUGGCAACAUUACCAAUAGAAAGAACGUCCACCUGCUGCUGAAUGUGUUUUUGCUGGCAGCAUGCGGAGCCGUCCUCUUGGCCUGCCGCUUCUACUGGAUGGGUAAUAAACCCCCCAACUUCUCCAACUCCGACAACCCGGCAGCUGACUCACCCUCGCUCCUCACCAGGACGCUAACCUUUUUCUACCUGCCUGCCAUCAACUUUUGGCUUCUCCUUUGCCCGAACACACUCAGCUUUGAUUGGUCGAUGGACGCCCUGCCUUUAAUUAGGAGCCUUGCUGAUUGGAGGAACUUUUAUACAGUAGCCUUCUACCUUGGAUUGCUCUUGCUGGCUUGGUUCAGCCUGUGGACGCAACAGACAGCUAAAGGCAAGGAAACCAAUGGCAAAGCGCAUCUUUAUACCAAUGGCAGAAAUGGCAACAGUAAUGGACACAGUUACCAAUAUAACAAUCAUGAACAUAUGAACGAUUCCCACACAGACACUCACAUUAAUAGUGCACAAAAUGGUACCAAAAAGCACUAUGAGAGCAGGACUCCACUGCCUACCACUGAAAAUGUUGUAGUUUUCUCUCUAGGCCUUUUAGCUAUCCCUUUCCUCCCUGCCACAAACUUGUUUUUCUAUGUGGGGUUUGUGAUAGCAGAGAGAGUACUAUACAUCCCCAGCAUGGGCUUUUGCUUGCUGGUGGCAGUGGGGAUGAGGUCUCUGUAUGUGCGUCUGAAGCGCAGGUCCACCAGGAUGAUGUUGCUGUACUGCAGCGCUGCUGUGGUGCUUCUUUUUGGUGUCAAAACUGUUCUGAGGAACAGGGACUGGCAGAAUGAGGAGAUGCUCUACAAGUCAGGGAUUUAUGUCAAUCCUGCUAAAGCAUGGGGCAAUCUCGGAAAUGUCCUGAAGAGCCAGGGCAAGAUGGAGGAGGCUGAACAGGCGUACAGAAAUGCCCUCUAUUACCGCAGCAACAUGGCAGACAUGCUGUAUAACCUCGGUUUGCUGCUACAGGAGAGCAACAAGUUCUCAGAGGCACUCCACUACUAUAAGCUGGCCAUUGGGAGUCGGCCAACUCUGGCUUCGGCCUACUUGAACACAGGCAUCAUCCUGAUGAAUCAGGCUCGCCUAGAUGAGGCCAAGCGCACUUUCCUGACCUGCGCUGAUAUCCCAGAUGAGAACCUGAAGGACCCCCACGCCCAUAAGAGCUCAGUCACCAGCUGCUUGUACAACCUGGGCAAGCUGCUUCAUGAACAGGGACACCAGGAGGAGGCCCUCACAGUGUUUAAAGAAGCAAUACAGAAAAUGCCAAGACAGUUUGCACCACAGAGCCUCUACAACAUGAUGGGAGAGGCCUACAUAAGACUGAACAAGCUGACUGAAGCUGAACACUGGUACAGAGAGUCCCUUCGAGCCAAGCCGGAUCACAUUCCUGCACACCUCACCUAUGGCAAACUCUUGGCUAUGACGGGGCAAAAAACAGAAGCGGAGAGGUACUUCCUGAAGGCCAUCCAACUCGAUCCCACAAAAGGCAACUGUUACAUGCAUUAUGGUCAGUUUUUGUUGGAAGAGUCGCGACUGUUGGAAGCGGCAGAGAUGGCAGAGAAAGCUGCGCGCCUUGACAGCGGAGAGUUUGACGUGGUCUUCAGUGCAGCCCACAUGCUCAGACAAGCCAGCCUAAAUGAGGCAGCCGAGAGGUAUUACGGGCAAGCAGCGAGCCUGAGACCCAAUUAUCCUGCAGCCUUGAUGAACCUGGGGGCAAUCCUCCACCUCAACGGGAAGCUGCAAGAAGCUGAAGCCAAUUACCUUCGAGCACUUCAACUAAAACCGGAUGACACUAUCACCCAGUCCAACUUGCGUAAGCUGUGGAACAUCAUGGAGAAACAGGGCCUGAGGACCACGAGCCCCUGAGCUCAACCCGCCUGCCUACCUGCCAUCUGUAUGACAGACUAGGGGGGAAAGGGCGGCCUACAGGUCCCUCAUUUGCUCUUCUCCUCCUGGAGAGAUAGAGGAGACUCAGGGAGGAUGUUUGCUCAGAGAGGCCAUGACUGUGCCACACGGCCCUCCUAAUGACUCCUGAGCUCUGCAUACACCUCAGGCCAGCAGCUUUCCUCAGUAGCAUUGCUCACAGUUUGGCAGGCACGACAUGGUAUUUGGACUCUUUAGAACUUUCCUCAAAAUUAGUGCUCUCACAGGAACCACAUUUUCUUUCUGUUUUUAUUUUUCUAUAACUAGAGCACUUAAAGUAAGACCAUAGGUACAUCCUUCAACAUUUGUGAUGAAUUAGGGUUUUUUAAAUAAGCAAUUGUAGUUCAAAGCGGUGAAAUUUGUCCCUGAGCAGUGUGAGAUAAAAUAUAAAAGAGAGAAAAUACAUCUCAGAGCUUUGCACUGAGGGUAUUUUCCAUGACAGUUUAAUAAAGUUCUUGGUUUGAUCAGAUGGCAGAUUUUGAUAAUGAAGAAAAUAAGGCAAUAUGAAGAAUUGCAUGCCAUCUAAAAUCUCUAAAUCAAUCAUGUCAAUCAAGUUCAGAUUACUAAAAUCUCCAUUCACAUAUUCAAUUGGUCACUUUGUUUGCUAAUGAGAGAUCACACCCUUAAUAAUGAAGACAUGGAAAUCAUUGCAAACCAUUUGUAGCAGAGGUCCUGAUAUUUGGUGAAAGCCUGAAAAAGGGAAUUUAAUUUGGUAACCAUCACAGCACAACAAUAGCCUCUCAAAGUUUCACAAAGGCUGGAUUUUGCCAAAUACACUAUUCUUUGGCAAGAAAACUCUAAAGCAAAGAAAAAUGGGACUCCUUUCACAUUAUGAUGCCUUAAAAGAAAAAGGUGUGAAUCUUUUUUAGCAGUGUACAGUAGCAUACAGGUGGGAUUUUUACCACUAAUGCUAUUUGUUCUGCUCUGGCAAAGAAGCCAACUCACCAUGAUAACUCGUUCAAUUCGACGACAGUGAGAGGCUAUAAUUGUAAAUAUUAAACUACCUUCUCAUGGAAGUCAGAGACAACAGAGGCAAUUACUGUAGUUUUGGUUACACCUUCUCCCCGCACGCCUGGAGCUUUUACAUAGGAGUGUGCAGAGCCAAAACCGAAAGAGUUCUUCUAACCAAAUACAAAAGCUAUGCCGAUACACACUUUUUCAGCACGGGACAAUGCACAGACAUAGCACGCCUGAGGGAAAUGUCUUAAUGCCUAUGUUUUUGUUGGAAUAAAACUAACUUCAUUGUGUUUGUAUAAAUGAAUCCUAAUAUAUACCUACGGUGUAUAUAGUAUACAGAAAAACAUGCAGCAAAAAAGUAGCCAGACUUAAAGUGUAAGCUCAGAUGAGCAAGUUUGGUUCUUUGGUAUUUCCCAUAUUGUCAAAACUCAGUCUUACAGUCUCAUUUUGUAUAUAUUCUGUGUAAUUAACAUCUAUUUGUUGGUUGUUGUCAGCAUACAGUAAGUGAAAUAGCACCUUCUUGGAAGUAAGAAUAUGUAAAGUAUUUGUGAUCAUUUGAUUGUUAUUGGCCACACACCUCCUGACUUAUCUGUGUCCUUUGUUCAUUCAUUGUUCAUACAUUGUGAGUUAUUGCUUCGUGUUAACUUGGCAACAGAACCAGCUGGCACUGUGUUUUUACAUGUAAAAUGAAGGAAGUUAGCAGAAAUGAUGUCCACAAACAGCUGAGUGUCACUGAUAAAUAUAAAUACAGAGCAACACCUACAAUGGAGGAUAAAACGUAUAACUUAGAAAUAUAUAUGUCACAUGUUACAGUCACAAUGGUGUGAAACACUGCUCCGUUUUUGACUGUGAUGGUCACUAGUGAUAAAUGUCCAGUAAGAUAAUCACCAUUUAUUCCUGCCCCUCACCUCACACUCACACAUAGUCAAACAGCGUGCUCAUUUCUCCUGUGUAUAUAAAGUGUUUAUGAGCAAACACUGAUAAUUGUUAUUGCUUGAGUGAAGAUGUAAAAAAAACAAAAAAAACAAAAAGUGUUUCACUCUGUGUCUCUGCUCAGGGAUCUCAAGAGGUUGGUAAUUGCAGAAACUUGUUCACAGAGCGUUUACUAAAUUAAAGAUUUAUUUUUGAAAGUUGUUGUAUUUGUAUAAAUUAUCGAGAUUUGUAGCCCUUUUUGUAAUAUAAAGAUGAACAACGUGCCAGAAUAGACAUGUUUCUUCCCAAUGUUGCUUUUUUUUCCACAAUAAAUGUAUGGUGUUCUGCUUU